AAAGGUACUGUAUUCCUCGUUAUCUUUUUCCAGUGCAUACAUUUAAGUCAGGUUCAUCAAUUAUAUAUCAUUUAAUUCUAAAAAAUGCUAACCUUUGCAAAAUGUUUUGAAUGGAGCAUGUCUGACAGCCGGCAUUUUUGGUCAAUACCGCACUUUGUUCUUUUCAAAAUCAAUUGGAAGGAUGGUUAAUAAUUAUUUGUAAACAUAGUGUACAUGUAUGUUGUUCCAGUAUUACUCAUAUCAAGACAAGAUAUGUUUUGGUCAUUGGAAUCUCUUAUAAUUAGUGAUUAAAAAGAUGGAUGCAUUCGUACAUGUAAAUGCGGUUAUAAAUAUUUACUCUAUUUUUUUUUUUACUUUUAAUCAAUAAAUUGUAUCAAUGCUAAAAAUAAUUAUACAAAUUUUCAAAUUGCAUGUGUAUCAAAUUUUAUUUCGGAGUAGUGUAUUACAAACGAUUUUAAGGUCAUAUAAGAGGAGGAGCAACAAAAUCGAUAGAAUUAAUAAUAAUCAGUCAGUAGAGGUUAAAAAUAUAUUUUUUUAAUUUCUUGUUUUUCAUUUAUGUAUUUUAAACAUACUAUUCUGCUCUAAUAUUUUUCAUCAUUGUAAUAUAACAAUGUUUUUAAUCUUUAAGAUUUCAGAAAGGAUGGGAAGCAUCAUAAUAAUUGUGUUAAUUGUGGCGAUCCAACUUGUUUCUGGGCACAAUUCGUUUUUAAAAUAUUUGAAAACACAGGCGAGCAAUAUGGAGAAAGGAUUAGACUCGGUCAUCAAAGGAGGUGAAUAUGGUCAUGCUGGUCAGGGCAGUGUUACAUUUUCGGCUUACCAGUCAACAUCCAAAAGUUACAAGCAACACGAGACAUGGAUCUAUGACACAGUUCUAGUGAACGAUGGUAAUGCAUACAACAAAGCAACAGGAACCUUUACAGCGCCUUCUGGUGGCGUAUAUGUGUUUACCUGGGCAACAUUGACUGCGCCGGGUAAAGCAGCCCAUCCUUACCUGAGAGUUAAUGGUAAUUAUAAAGGAUGGACUGCAUUUAACAAUAAGCACACUUCACAGCAAGUCUGGAGUAGCGGUUCGAACACGAUAGUUGUCCGUCUGAAGAAAGGAGACAAGGUUAAUGUGGCUUCCGGGUAUCUUGCUGCUUAUGCAAGAGAAAAAUUUUCUUCAUUUUCUGGAUGGAAGAUUUAAUGAAUUUUCUCUUCAAAGAGAAUAAAUGUGUGUCGAAUAUAAGAGU
Messenger RNA from Saccostrea cuccullata (small rock oyster), 1229 nucleotides. RefSeq names its product complement C1q-like protein 4. The record is from RefSeq and is a predicted model, not a curated record. Lineage: Eukaryota; Metazoa; Mollusca; Bivalvia; Ostreida; Ostreidae. Bases 611 to 1183 code for a protein of 190 amino acids. Gene Ontology annotation, molecular function: protein binding. The transcript has 2 exons.